AUGGAACUGUGGAGGUCGUCUGGAUCUGCCUUAAGUGGGGUUUCCACUGUCCACAGUCGAUGGAAGCCUGGUUGUAUACCAAAGGGGAGAAUUGAGUUAUGUGGUAGACACCUCCUUAUCACUACUUACCUUGGCGAAUACGUGAACACGAUAGCCCACAAGGGAUCUCCGACAGGUUCAGAAAAGUCACGUAAAAAGAGGAAAAGAAUUCAGAUAACGAGUGCGCCUAGAGGACCCCCAGACUACUGGGCCUCCCAAUCCAGGCUUAAAAGAGCGUUGCGGAGAAAGAGAAAUGAAAUGAUCCAUCCCAACCACGUCAUUACCACCUGCAGUGCGUGCAGUAUGGCCACAGAAGGGAAAUACCACAGCCCAGGUAUUGGAGUUUCCUACACUUGUUUACAGAUUGCACUGAAUGGCUUUGGUUUUCCUGCUGUUACCAUUAUUACAGUCCGUGUGAAUUUUGGUUUUCUACCUAAGCCUAUCAGAUCACUUACUGUGUACGUGUCCCCGAACGGUAAAUGUUCCACAGGUUGGGAACCCCAGGCUGAGAUGACAAGAAGCAUGUAUAAGUGUACACUUACACCUUGGACUGGGGAUGUGGAAUCUGGUUCUAUGUCGGUGGAUUUUACCUGCCGUGCAGAAGUAAGAGUAGCAGCCCGUGUGUCUCAGCCUAGAGUAUACUGCUGUGGAACUGAUACAACCGUGAUAGGAAGCUACAUCUCGCAGUGUGGGUCACUGCUAAUCUCCGGCACAGUCUAUAUAAAACCAAAUGAAACUGCGUUGCGUAGAUUGCGGGUCGCCUGGGGUAACCGCACGUUCAGGGACCCACAUUCGGCCAGACGUAGGUUCCUAGAACUAGGGUCAUCUCCUAACAAGGGAGCUAAGAUUCUUCAGAAGAUGUUCCAAAAUUUAGGCAAGAAGAGAUUGUGGAAGGUGGGAGACUCGGAUCCUCAGCAGGAAUUCCACAAAUGUGUCCAAGGGGGGAAACUGGAGGUCUCGAGAAACAACAUAUGCUUUGGUAAACAACUUGACACUGGAACCUAUGGUCCUUCUUUCAAGGCCAAAUUGACAGACCACCAUGGUGGGUCUUCUGAUAUUGUGGUUAAGAAGUAUAAGAUUCCAAAAGAUAGAUGCACUGGUCAUGAGGUCUUUGAAGAACUUAGAGUGAGGCUACACAUUGGAAAACAUGAUAACAUUGUUAAUUUGAUUGGGGUCAACACUUUGAAUAUUUCCAAAGGUAAACUGUGGAUGCUCUUAGAAUAUUGUGAGUUAGACAUCCUGUCCUUUCUGCGAAGGAAUCACAGUCGCUACAAAGAGGAGGGGCCUGGAAGUUCAGCAACAAGACAGCUUGCACAGGGGAAACAUGAUAAUGAUCCAGAAUCCAGUGGUGUUAGCAAAAUUACAAGCAUACAUAAAGAUUUAAACAGAAGAUGUCUAUUGCUGUGGGGAUGGCAGGCAGCAGAAGGCAUGGAUUUCUUAGCAAGUAAAAGUGUUGUGCAUGGAAGUUUAUGUGCUGCAAACCUACUGCUUACAAGUAAUGGUACUAUAAAAGUGACUGGGUUCGAAAGACCACAGGAAAUAUACAUAGACACAGAACACAUAGUUAGAGAUGAGAUCUCCCUCUCAUUAAAAUGGAUGGCAACAGAGACUCUAAGUGAAAGAACAUUUAGUAUCAAGAGUGACAUUUGGGCUUAUGGUAUUGUCCUCUGGGAAAUAUUUUCUCUUGGUUCGACUCCCUAUCCAGGCACGUCAGUAACGACACACUUCAUUGACAAAGUAAUAAAUGGUUUGCGCAAUGAAAAGCCAAAGUGUGCCAAAGACACUGAGUAUAAUUUGAUGUUAGCUUGCUGGGAGCAUGACCCACUGUCAAGACCUACUUAUUCUGAAAUUAUACACCAAUUACAAGAGGCUUUAGAAAAGUAGUGUACUGAGACAGCACUGCAGAGCUAAUAUUCUCCAUUGGUGUUCAUCAGGAUACAAGAAGAUUCAUUGAAUGCCUGGUAUAAAAAUUGUCUCUUUUAAUAGGUCUUCUGCAAAGAGGUUAUCAAUGAGUUAUGUAGAUGUCUGUAGAGGUUAAAGAAUAUCCAAUUUAGAGGUAACAUCUAGACACAUUUGCGUUUUUCAGGUUACUUUAAGUGUGAAUUACAGAAAUUAUGCAAUGCAUGUGGUAAACAUACUGUGGAAACUGGCUGGAAAGAGAUAAGGCUUGUAGACCUACAGUGAAAUGAAAAAGAAAAUAUACAUAAGUGUUUAUUUUCUAUCAGCUGUGUUCCAGACUUUCCUGCUCCAACCCCACAUACUUCCUCCCAAUGCUUUUAAAAUCUACAACAUGCUUAAAGUGAUAAAAUGCAUGUGUCUGUGUAGAAGGAAUCAUAGUCCUUCAUGUAUAUCUUGACAUAGCUUGUAUGGUACCAUAUAUGUAUAUAUAUAUUAAGUGUGCUCUCUUGUAUAUCAUAUAUAUGUUCAGUAUUUCAGUUGGUUGUGAACAAAUGCUAGCAUACUUUGUAGUCACUUACUUACUUUUAUACAUAUACAAAUUCUCUCUCUCUCUCUCUCUCUCACACACACACACACACACACACACACACACACACACACACACACACACACACACACACACACACACACAC
Messenger RNA from Penaeus indicus, 2630 nucleotides. Its product is annotated as LIM domain kinase 2-like. NCBI's taxonomy places the organism in Eukaryota, Metazoa, Arthropoda, Malacostraca, Decapoda, Penaeidae. The transcript has 16 exons. The record is from RefSeq and is a predicted model, not a curated record. The coding region runs from base 1 to 1923 and encodes 640 amino acids. Gene Ontology annotation, biological process: cell surface receptor protein tyrosine kinase signaling pathway; protein phosphorylation; positive regulation of kinase activity. Gene Ontology annotation, molecular function: transmembrane receptor protein tyrosine kinase activity; ATP binding. Gene Ontology annotation, cellular component: plasma membrane; signaling receptor complex.